Molecule: messenger RNA, 1063 nt
Organism: Lactuca virosa
Lineage: Eukaryota; Viridiplantae; Streptophyta; Magnoliopsida; Asterales; Asteraceae
Source: the annotation of a GenBank genome assembly
AUGUUUGAUGAAUCAGUUGUGGAAACGAAUCCUUUUCAAGGAUUCGAUGAAGGUUGUGAGACAGAGACGGAGGAAGGGAAUGAUACCGAUGAUGCCGUUUUUACAGAUAUAGCCAGCGAUACAAACAAUGGUAACAAUAAUAUAAUGGGUUCUGUUUUACAGGCACAUGAGCAAGAACCGGAGGCACAUGAGCAAGAACCGGAGGCGAGUGUAAUACCUGAUGGAGACGGCGACAACACUCAAAGACUCCCAACACGAAGUACAUGUGGAAAACCAAAGAAAAUGUACGAACCAGACCCAAAGGCGAAAAAGAAAUACCCGAUCUCAAAUUAUGUUUCUCAACAUAGGCUCGCGGAAGCACAUGCUGGUUUGGUAGAUAAUUUGGCAAGCACCACUAUUCCGGAAAAUAUUGAAGAAGCUUUAAAGGAUGAGGGGUGGAGACAAGCAGUGAAUGAAGAGAUGAAAGCACUUCAAAUGAACCAAACAUGGGAUCUAGCUCUUUUAGAUCCAUACUUUAAGAAUAUAGCUAAGACUGAGAAGGAGCCUUCUGCUCAGCCCAUUUCAAAGUUGGAAUUUGAGUUUGAAAGAAGAAGAAUUACAAAAGAAGAUGUACGUGAACUGAUUUAUAGGGAGAUUCUUGAAUACCAUCCCAAUAUGUUGAAAGAGUACUUGGAUGGAGCUCAACAAACUGGCUUCAAGUAUCCAAGUGCUGUUGAGCAAUUUAAGAAGCAGCUUGCUUACCUUGAGGAGCAUUAUGGUAACAGUACAGUUGCUGAUCCUGUAGAGAGGCCACGAGCUUCAUCAUUGCCAAGGUCUCGCGUAUUACAUCAAGAAGAGACAGUACAAAAUACAGUAGAAGUUGCAAAAGAUCUCCCACAAUAUUCAAUCAAUGAAGCGGAGAACCAAUAGAUGACAAUAACUAGACUUCCUCUUCAAGUUCGUCAAACUGCCAAAUGGUUUUUGAUGAUUCAGUGAAAAUGAUAAUUAUAUUCGGUUUUUUCUUUUUUUCCACAUAUACUUCAGCUAAAAAAUAUUCAUUAUGUCAAAUCAAGAAAGCAAAAAG